GAAGCAGCAACAGGUUCUUUUACAAAUAUUCUAUUGAGUUUUGCGUGCGCUUUUCUGAUUUUGAAUUUUGCCUUGUUCGAGUGAGUUUUGGUUUGAGUGAGUAAAAAACAAACCGAGCUUUUGUCAUAAUGAGCAUUUCCAUCGAAUAUGAUUAUUUGUUUAAAUUCCUGAUUCUGGGAAAUUCAAGUGUAGGAAAAACGAGCUUCCUCUAUCAAUACACUGAUGGUGUUUUUCGUUCGAAUUUUUCAUCAACGGUUGGUGUUGAUUUCCGAGAGAAACGAAUGCUAUACAAAACAAAUGGACGAAAUUAUCGAGUGCAUUUACAGUGCUGGGAUACAAGUGGACAAGAAAGAUUUCGCAGUCUGACUACCGCUUUCUACAGAGAUGCCGUAGGCUUUCUCCUAGUUUUCGAUUUGACAAAUGAGAAAUCAUUCUUAGAGGUUGUUUACUGGAUGGAACAGCUCAAAAUUCAUGCAUAUUGCGACUGUCCCGAUAUAGUUUUAGUUGGAAACAAAAUGGAUAUGGAACGUCAACGCAUUAUUACUGAAGUGCGUGCAAGGCAUUUUGCCCAAAAAUACAAUUUACCGUAUAUUGAAACGAGCGCUGUGACAGGGGAGAAUGUGAAACAAGCAUUCGAUAUUCUUUUGGAGUUGGUAAUGAAUCGACUGGAAAAUGCCGUUUUUCGCACAAAAUUGCCAACACAUGGAAAUUCUCGAAAACUCUCAGCGAUUACAAAUGGACCAAACAAUUCAAAUGCGAAUGCAGAUGGUAAAAAUAUAACAAUUCAACAUGCCAAGGAUAUGAAAAAAUGUGCUUGUGGAUAAUUAAUUGACAAUAAUAACAUGGUCUGACAGCUUUUUUUUCGCUGACCACCCAGUGUAACAAUAACAAACCAAUACUUCCGAUAAUAAUGUUGAAAUCCCUCCAAAUCUAUGUAUCCUCAUCUAGUUUUGUAUGACCUUUUUAAAGAAGAAACAUAAUGUAAGAGGAAACUUUUCAUGUCAAAAGUGUGUCUUGAAAUGAAAAUGGAAAAAAUGGCUUUGAUGUAUUCCCAAUCAAUGUCUAAG
Molecule: messenger RNA, 1067 nt
Organism: Contarinia nasturtii (swede midge)
Lineage: Eukaryota; Metazoa; Arthropoda; Insecta; Diptera; Cecidomyiidae
Gene: Rab27
Product: ras-related protein Rab-27A
Exons: 6
Coding region: 129-824 (231 amino acids)
Biological process (GO): melanosome transport; positive regulation of exocytosis
Cellular component (GO): secretory granule; melanosome
Molecular function (GO): GTP binding; GTPase activity
Source: RefSeq, a predicted model, not a curated record